Rubroshorea leprosula is the source of this 1154-nucleotide messenger RNA. The record is from the annotation of a GenBank genome assembly. Lineage: Eukaryota; Viridiplantae; Streptophyta; Magnoliopsida; Malvales; Dipterocarpaceae.
AAGUUGAGAAGACAAUAUGGGCAGGAACUUGAAGAACGCAGUGAUCGCAUUUCUGGUUGCCCUCCCUUCAAUCCUCUUCCACCUCUAUUUCCUCAACCAUUAUGAGAAAAGUUCUCAUAAUUCCCCUCUUUGGUCAUGGUGUUUUCACCAUCCUAUUCUCUUAGCCAAUGUCUUCUUCUUCUUCAACGUCAAUGUCCUCUUCUGGGUCAUCAGCCAUAUCCAAUCUAGCCACUGGAUGAUAGAUUUGUAUUGGACAGUGAUCCCAGUUUUGCUGGUUCACUACUAUGCAACGCAUCCACUGGGGCAGUACAACUCGUGGAGAUCAAAGAUCGUGAUACUGCUGACAUGGGUAUGGAGUAUUAGGCUUGCUCAUAAUUACUUCCGCCGGGCGAGAUGGCAAUGGGGUGCCAGAGAAGACUGGAGGUUCACCGAUAUGAGCCGACAAUACGGCAAACAUUGGUGGUGGGUUUCGUUCUUUGCUAUCUACCUUUCCGAACAGGUUUUUUUGAUAGGAGUUUGUCUCCCAUUUUAUGUUGUUCACUCUGUCGAUAAGCCACUGAACAUAUGGGAUUUUGUUGCUGCUGCGGUCUGUUUGUGUGGCAUUUUCACUGCUUACUUUGCAGAUACCCAAUUGUAUGAUUUCGUGACUAGAAAUCAGAAGCUAAAAGAGCUUGGAAAGCCUCUGGUGGCUACUCUUGACAGGGGCCUUUGGCAGUAUUCUCGUCAUCCAAACUACUUUGGCGAGCAACUAUGGUGGUGGGGACUGGUUUUAUUGGCAUGGAGCCUUGGACAUGGAUGGACCUUCAUUGGAUCACUGAUCAAUAGUAUGUGCUUAGCUUAUGUGACUCUCCUGGUGGAACGGAGGAUGUUGGGGCAGGAUUACAGAGCUGAAGCAUAUAGAUUGUAUCAGAAGACAACUUCAGUGUGGAUUCCUUGGUUCAGGUCGUCAGCAAUAGCAGUGAAAGACAAAAGUACUUGAUAUGGUUUUGUCUCAUUAAUUUUGAAAUCUGAAAGUAAAAUGUUAGCUGCUUCAUCCCCCUUUUAUUCUGUUUUCCUCUCUAGAAAUAUCCAGAACUUUUGCAUGUAAUCUUUCUUUUAUUUGAAAGACGCAUGGUUGUUGUUUAUCCAUGGUCAAAUAGAUGAGUGGUUCAGUG